UCUGCGGAGACACCCUCCCUCCUUCCUGGGGGUCCGGGGCGCCUAGCCCGGCGUGGAGGGAGGCUCCGCUCGCGAGGGACAGGGAGGGAGGAGCCUGGAACCGGAGCCAGAGCCACCCGUCGCCGGAUCAACAAGACAGGACAGGUUGAGGGGCGUCGGGGAAGGAAGAGGGUGCUAUAGGCUAUCCCGGGGAAGCCCUGUCGCAGAAAGCUCUGACGCGCCCUGACUUGUAGGGAGCCUGUUCACAUUCGGGGACUGGUGAUAACGUGGGUGCACGCCUCUCGGGGGGCUGGUUGGAUUGGAGGGCGUGGGAUCUAAACAAGCACCAGCUGUCCCCGAGGAAAUUAAGGGGCAACCCGGGGGGGGGGGGCGGGAAACAACGGAUGCUCCUUGUCGCGAGGUGACAGAGGCCCUCCAGACAACCACCUACCUGGUGAACCCACCAGGAAGGGUGGAUUUGGAGGUGACUUCAAAAGGAGUGGGGGGUAACAAGGUGAGGAAGGGGGUUCAGCAGCUGGGAACCAUGUGAAAAAAGGUAUUGCCCAGAGACAGGGUCGGGGAACCCCUAAUCGCUGAGCGGGGGACAGCCUGGGCUUCCCCAGACAUAGUUUUGGGGGACUUCAGUGGAAAAAAGUGGGGGACCCACAUGGAAGGUGGCAAAGACACCAAGGUUGGGUUCCUCCCUGACAUUGGCAGUGCCCCAGUAGGGAUGAGUCAAAGCUAAGGACCCACACCCUUUAGAUUACAAGGGUGGGUUUGGCAGGAGUGCGGGUCCCCAAAAUAGGGUGGAAAGGUGCUUCGGGGUAUUGCAACCACAUCUUGGAAAUUUUGAGGGUCUUGACUUUGGGAUAAGGGAAGAGGGGACAGGGACACCGGAGAACAGGGAAAGGGGGUAGUUUUCAGUAGGGGGCAAAAGUCCAGGGUGGGGUCAACAGAGAUACAUAGGCUGCUGGAUCCAGUGGGGCUAGAACGGGGCCCAAGGGUGGGAGCUGGCGGCCGAGGGGUGGCGGGGGGCAGGGGCCCUGGGGCUUAUCCUCAGCUCCAGUGGGUGGGGCGGUGAGUUGGGACCCCAGCGUCAAGAGCAUGCCCCGGUGAGCGCGCUGGGGGCGCCUGCCGGUUUGGGGGUGUCUCCUCCCGGGGCGCCAUGGCGGCGCUGGCCAGUAGCCUGAUCCGGCAGAAGCGGGAGGUCCGCGAGCCCGGGGGCAGCCGGCCGGUGUCGGCGCAGCGGCGCGUGUGUCCCCGCGGCACCAAGUCCCUUUGCCAGAAGCAGCUCGUCAUCCUUCUGUCCAAGGUGCGACUGUGCGGGGGGCGGCCCGCGCGGCCGGACCGCGGCCCUGAGCCUCAGCUCAAAGGCAUCGUCACCAAAUUGUUCUGCCGCCAGGGUUUCUACCUCCAGGCGAAUCCUGACGGGACCAUCCAGGGCACCCCAGAGGACACCAGCUCUUUCACCCACUUCAACCUGAUCCCCGUGGGGCUCCGUGUGGUCACCAUCCAGAGUGCCAAGCUGGGUCACUACAUGGCCAUGAACGCCGAGGGGCUGCUCUACAGCUCGCCGCAUUUCACAGCUGAGUGUCGCUUUAAGGAAUGCGUCUUCGAGAAUUACUACGUCCUGUAUGCCUCUGCUCUCUAUCGCCAGCGCCGCUCUGGCCGGGCCUGGUACCUGGGCCUGGACAAGGAGGGCCGAGUCAUGAAGGGAAAUCGAGUCAAGAAGACCAAGGCAGCGGCCCACUUUGUGCCCAAGCUCCUGGAAGUGGCCAUGUACCGGGAGCCAUCUCUCCACAGUGUCCCUGAGACCUCCCCUUCCAGUCCCCCUGCCCCCUGAAAUGUAGUCCGUGGACUGGAGGCUCCUGGCACUUGCACGGAGCCAGCCACAGCCACAGCCUGUCUCCCAGCCCUGCUCCCGGCCCCGCCCCCACCCGUGCCGCCACACUCAUGCCCUGAGCAGCCAGGUCCCACCAGGUGCUCGAUCCUGAGGGAGCCAAGGGGCUGGUUGUGACUCCCCAGGCUUCCCUGCUCCUCGGGCCUGGGAGUUCAGAGAGGGGGAGGCUGACAGUGAUCCUGGCUGAUCCCUUCUUUCCUUCCACACUCACAGCCCCGCAAAGCCUUUUCCCAAGAAGGCGCCCGGGUUCCCAAAAUGACAGAACCAGGACAUAAAUAUUCCCCACCCCGGGGCUCAGCCAGUUCCUGGAGCCCUAUGCCCUUUUCAUUGCCACUGAACCAUAGAUUUAUAGGUCUAAUGGAGCUCAGGAUCAGUUUCCUUUUUUCCAUCCUCCACCUUCUGCCUUGUUCUGGACAGGUUCUGGAACACCAGGCACCCUAGCCAGGGCCCUUUUUGCACUCAGGCUCUGGGCUGGAAUGCUGGCAUGCUGCCAGGCUCUGUUCUGGAUCCAUCAGGCUUCUGUCCUUGACCCAGAUGGACCCCCUGGUUUCCAGGUAGAGAGGGGCUGGGUAUGAGCCCUGUCCAGCUGCUGACCUUGGCCUGAACUAGGACCGGUCCCAGAACACCACAGUUUUAACUUUCUUAUCCCAAAGACACCCACUGCUAGAGCAUGGUGUUCUAGACACAUAUGGAGCCAUACUUCCUCCUGAAUCUCGGCUCUAGGACGUAGACCAGGACUCAGCCCUUUCCUCCAGGAUGGAAACGAGGCCUGAAUAGCCAUAUUAAUGCUCAUAUAGAGGAAGCUCUAGACCCAUCCCCCUACCUUCUCUAGUAAUGCGUUUCUUGGUGAAUCAAGAAACACUUCUUGUUUUUCCUAGGUUUUCUAAAAAUCUGAUUCUUCCUAUAGAAUGCUAACCUUAUUUAUACAUGCAGUUUCUAGCUCCUGCAACUCAGCUGGGGUCCCGCCAGGGAAACAGAGUCUGAGGAAGGGCAGAGGAGUUUGGGCAGGAAUCCUUGGCUCAUAGUAGGGAGGUUGGGAUGGGCAGGGGGCCACAACCAUGGCUUGUUUCGGCUGUGCUUGGGUUGGGGGGGGGGGGGACAUGAACACUUAGCUACCUCAGCAGGAAUUCCUCCCAGGUCCCCUUUAAAGCUGAGGUCUUUAGGGUAAUGAGUCUAGAAUAAAAAGGAUAAGAGGAGGGACACAACCUUGAUCCCCCAGUGCAGAGACCCCAGUUCAGCAAUAAGUUCCACCCCACUCCCCUACCAAUCAGGCCAAGGAAGGCGAGGGCCUCUCGGGGCUCUAGACCUCAUAUACCCCCAGAGCUUCUAACUGACUAGAACUUGCUUAACUUACAGCUUAUAACCUCAGCUAAGUUUUAGGUACCCAAAAAGGACCUGACUAGAUUUUCCCAAAAAAGCGUGGAGAGCUUGGGGUAGGCCUGGAAAAGACCAGGAAGCCACCAGUGACUAGGAGGGACACUCUGAGUAGCCUCAGACCUGGGCAGGGUAGAGGAGAGGGCCCUAAAGGGAGGGGCUGGGGCUCAGAGGCUGGUCACUUUUCCUCAGGCUCUAUUUCUGGCUUGUUGCAAGAGGGGCGCAUAUUCCCCUCACCCACACAGACCCCGCUCAGGCUCCACCCGUCUCCUGGCUCUGCUCCCAGGGGACAGGGUCUCCACUCCAUGCUUUCUCAAUUAAAGACGAUUUGUACAACGA
Molecule: messenger RNA, 3592 nt
Organism: Acinonyx jubatus (cheetah)
Lineage: Eukaryota; Metazoa; Chordata; Mammalia; Carnivora; Felidae
Gene: FGF11
Product: fibroblast growth factor 11
Exons: 5
Coding region: 1145-1822 (225 amino acids)
Biological process (GO): positive regulation of gene expression; animal organ morphogenesis; positive regulation of protein phosphorylation
Cellular component (GO): cytoplasm
Molecular function (GO): fibroblast growth factor receptor binding; growth factor activity
Source: RefSeq, a predicted model, not a curated record